Lactuca sativa (garden lettuce) is the source of this 689-nucleotide messenger RNA. RefSeq names its product cytochrome b5. Gene Ontology annotation, molecular function: heme binding. NCBI's taxonomy places the organism in Eukaryota, Viridiplantae, Streptophyta, Magnoliopsida, Asterales, Asteraceae. The record is from RefSeq and is a predicted model, not a curated record. Gene Ontology annotation, cellular component: membrane; intracellular membrane-bounded organelle.
CAAAUUUAGGGCUGUAAAUUGUAAUAUUGCCAUUUUAUCUAUCGUUCUCAAGUCAAAUAGAAUCUGAAGAAAGAUUCAUUCCAGAAUAGGGGAUUUAGAAAGAGUAAGAAAUCCUGAGUUUCAAUAAUCCAGUUUAACCCCAAGAAAUGCCAACUCUAACGAAGCUAUACACGAUGCAAGAAGCUUCAGAGCACAAUUCCGCAGGCGAUUGCUGGGUUGUUAUCGAUGGCAAGGUGUACGAUGUGUCAUCGUAUCUGGAAGAACACCCAGGUGGAGAUGAUGUCCUCCUUCAGGUUACUGGGAAAGAUGCUACCGAUGAAUUUGAAGAUGCGGGGCAUAGCAAAACUGCAAGGGAACUAAUGGAAAGUUUUUUUGUUGGGGAGUUGGACACGUCAGACAUCCCUCAGCUUGAAAUUGUCUCUGAGAAGCAAGAAAAUUACAUUUUUGACCUUACUAAGCAAUACUGGGCUGUUCCAUUAGCAGCCAUUGGCAUAUCGGUGGUUGUCACCUUUUUGUACUUGCGCAAGAAGUAAUUCAAGUUGUAUUAAGAAAAAAAGCCUUCUAUUAAUUCGGAGGUAUUUUGAACACCAUAAAAAAAGAGGUUUAAAUUUUGUUAAUGGAUUUGUAAACCUAAAUUAUUUGAGUAAAAGAUAUAUGAUAUCCAUUUGGAUAUGGAUUUCAUCUGGUUA